Messenger RNA from Ylistrum balloti, 3153 nucleotides. RefSeq lists its product as uncharacterized. NCBI's taxonomy places the organism in Eukaryota, Metazoa, Mollusca, Bivalvia, Pectinida, Pectinidae. The record is from RefSeq and is a predicted model, not a curated record. Bases 1 to 3153 code for a protein of 1050 amino acids. The transcript has a single exon. Gene Ontology annotation, molecular function: nucleic acid binding. Gene Ontology annotation, biological process: DNA integration.
AUGAUAAGUGAAAGUCUGGAUGUAAACAAUGUCGAGAAUUCAGAGUGGGUAGAAACUGUAGUUGUCAACGAACACCCAGUAACAUUUCAGUUAGAUACAGGGGCCAAAUGUAAUGUGUUGUCGAGGAGACUGUAUGAAAAGUUGAACAACAAGCAACUACAGCCAUGUAAAACACCGCUACGUUCAUAUUCAGGGCAUCAGAUAAAGUGUAUCGGAACAACACAUAUGAUGUGUUCCUAUCAAAACAAGCCUGAACAGAAAGUACAGUUCUAUGUUGUUGACAUGAACGCUCAAGCAGUAUUAGGAGCUUCUACUUGCCAGGAACUAGGUCUCAUUAAACGGAUACACUCAAUACAAACUUCAGCAGGAAAAGUACCCGCAGGGAUUGAUGAAGGAUUCGAGGACCUAUUCUCAGGACUAGGAUGCUUGCCAGGAGAGCACUCCAUUAAGCUUGAUAAAUCUGUUACGCUAGUAGUACACCCCCCAAGGAGAGUACCUAUAUCGCUCAGAGAUAAAGUCAAAGAUGAACUGGACCGCAUGGAGAACCUGGGAGUUAUAGUAAAACAGGAAGAACCCACUGAAUGGGUUAACUCCCUUGUGACAGUCCUGAAACCUAAUGGGAAACUGAGGUUAUGUAUUGACCCGUGUGAUCUGAAUAGAGCUAUACAACGAGAGCAUUUUCCACUCAAAACUAUUGAGGAGGUGGUUUCAAGGAUGCCCGGAGCUAAGAUUUUCAGUAAAUUAGAUCUUACUUCAGGAUUUUGGCAGUUAAAAUUGGACGAGUACAGCUCAAAGUUGUGUACCUUUAACUCUCCAUUUGGAAGGUACCGGUUCACCCGGCUGCCCUUUGUAGUCAAGUCAGCCCCCGAAGUAUUUCAACGGGUAAUAACAGAAAUGGUAUCAGACCUUGAAGGGACAGAAGCCAUAGUUGAUGAUAUAUUGGUAUGGGGAACCACCAAAGAGGAACAUGAUCACAGGCUACAGAGAGUGCUGGAACGGGCACGCGAGUACAAUGUAAAACUUGGCCAAGACAAGUGUGUAAUAGGUCAGACAGAGGUCACCUAUGUGGGACAUUUAUUGACUAAGAAUGGGGUGAAACCUGACCCCGAGAAGGUGAGAGCAGUACAAAAUAUGGAGAAACCAAUCAAUGUAAAAGAGCUCCAAACCCUAAUGGGUUUCGUGCAGUACCUACAUAAGUUUUUACCAAGACUAGCAGAGGUCAGUGCACCACUACGAAGUCUUUUUGAGAAAAAGUCUGAAUGGCAUUGGGAGAAACAACAGGAAGAAGCGUUUCAAACUCUAAUACAGAUGGUUUCAGCUGCACCUGUACUACAGUUCUAUGAUAGCAGUAAACCACUUACCCUCUCAGUGGAUGCCAGUAGCAAAGGGCUAGGUGCUGUUCUGGUACAAGAGGAAAAACCGGUCGCAUAUGCCUCGAGGGCACUCACCACUACACAGCAAAAAUACUCACAAAUAGAAAAAGAAACGUUGGCAAUUCUGUUUGGUUGCGAGAAAUUUCAUGAAUACGUGUAUGGGCGACAAGUUACCGUGGAGUCAGUCCACAGACCCCUACAGGCAAUAUUCAAAAAACCAAUUCUACAAACACCUCCGAGGUUACAGAGAUUGUUAUUAGCUAUGCAACGUUAUGAUGUGGAAGUCGUUUACAAGCCAGGAAAGCUCAUGUUUUUAGCAGACCAUCUGAGUCGUGCAUACUUGAAAGAAACAAAAGAAGUUUUGGUUCCAGACUUACAGGUUAAUGAAAUUCAUCUGACUGCAUAUUUACCUGUUUCACCAGAGAAAUACAAACAACUCAAAGAGGCUACAGCUACAGAUGAUGAGUUACAGAAGUUACAGGAUAUUGUUCUGUACGGAUGGCCAGACAACAAGGUGGACGUACCAGCUGAGCUACGUUCAUAUUGGACCUUUCGCGAUGAAAUAUCGUGCAUUGAUGGGCUCAUGUACAAAUCUCAUAAACUCGUAGUGCCCAGGUCUAUGAAAAAAGAAAUGUUGGACCUUAUUCACUCUUCUCAUCUUGGUGUAGUGAAAUGUAAGAACAGAGCAAGGGACAUACUGUUCUGGCUAGGCAUGUCACGAGACAUUGAGGACCGAGUCAACUCAUGUGAGAUAUGUGCCAAGCAUAAUAACGCAAACCAUAAGGAGCCAAUGAUCGCGACAGAGUUGCCCAUUAGGCCAUGGUCUAAAAUAGGUGUGGACCUGUUUGACUACAAUAAUGAAUCGUACCUACUGACCGUGGAUUAUUUUUCAAAAUGGCCAGAAAUUGUGAGACUUGAAUCUACAACCGCAAAGUGUGUCAUCAGUCACAUGAAAAGUCAAAUGGCAAAGUAUGGUAUACCUGAUUUAGUAAUCAGUGACAAUGGACCCCAAUUUGCUAGCUUUGAAUUUAAACAGUUCUCACAGCAGUACCAGUUUGAACAUACUACUUCAAGUCCACAUUAUCCACAGUCAAAUGGGCAAGCUGAGAGAACGGUUCAAACCGUCAAACGCUUACUGAAGAAAUCAAAUGACCCAUAUCUGGCCUUAUUAGAAUAUCGGAACUCUAAUAUUGAUGAACUUGGACUUUCACCAGCUCAAAUGUUCCUUGGAAGAAGAUUGAAAACUACAAUACCGACGUCAUUACCAUUACUCAAGGCUGAAGCAUUUGAUAAGGUGCGGGAACAACUGGUAAAACGCCAGAAAAAACAACAACAAAGUUAUGAUCGACAUGCCAGUGGAGGUCUACAACCACUGAGCCCUGGAGACCAGGUCCUGCUACAACAACAUCCAAAUACAUGUAGAUCUGAAUGGAAACAUGGAACAGUAAUUGAGAAACAUAAGACCCCAAGGUCCUAUGUAAUCCGAUCAGGAAAUCGGGCAUACCGGCGAAACUGCAGACAUCUACGACCAACCAGGUCAAAGGCAGACUUGGACCAAGAACCAGCUGACCUUAAUUUACAUUGCUGGCCGCCCAGUAAUCAACCGUCCAAGCAAACUUUGGCUACAAAAACAUCCAUCCAGGAUAGCAAUAUGUCACAGGAAACCCGUCAGGCCGUGCAAAACCAACUUCCACCUACAUCAGUUUUGGAUAGUCCACGCCUAUCCAGUUCUGGAAGGAUUAUCAAAACGCCAGCAAGUUUCAAAGACUUUGUUCAAUAG